ACAGCGCCGGGGGCGGUGAGGCGGGAGGUGCGAGCGCCCCCUGGUGGCGGGGCGGGAGGGCAGGGCCCCGGGACCGGCCCCAUCCCCGGUGCCGUCCCCGGUCCCCAGCGGUGCUGUCCCCGGUCCCCAGCGGUGCUGUCCCCGCGGCCGGUUGCUCCCCAUCCCCGUGGGUCCGUCCCGGGGGGGGCGUCCCGUGUCCGGUAUCCCCGACCCCGGUGUCCCCUUGCGGGGCCGGGGGGGUGACGGCUGCGUCCGCAGGGCCCCCACCGGCACCAUGAGCACCGAGACGCUGGUGAAGGACGUGAAACCGGGGCUGAAGAACCUCAACCUCAUCUUCAUCGUGCUGGAGACGGGCCGGGUGACGAAGACGAAGGACGGGCACGAGGUGCGGACGUGCAAGGUGGCCGACAAGACGGGCAGCAUCAACAUCUCGGUGUGGGACGAUGUGGGGAACCUCAUCCAGCCCGGGGACAUCAUCCGCCUCACCAAGGGGUACGCGUCUGUCUUCAAGGGCUGCCUGACACUCUACACGGGGCGCGGAGGCGACCUGCAGAAGAUCGGCGAGUUCUGCAUGGUUUACUCCGAGGUGCCCAACUUCAGCGAGCCCAACCCUGAGUACGUGGCGCAGCAGUCGCAGAGCAAAGGGGCCCAGAACGAGAGCGCGAGUCCGGCUGCUUCGCAGACCAGCCAGGGCCCCCCCGCGGCGUCCCCAGCCCCCGACAGCCAGAACGGGAACGGGCUGAGCCCGGGGGCCCCCGCGCACCCCCCCAGCGCCCCCGCGCACCCCCCCAGUGGCCGCAUCACCCGCAGCCAGCCCGGCCACCCCGGCCCCGCCACCGGCCCCGUCAGCAACGGCAAGGAGACGCGGAGGAGCAGCAAGAGAUAACGGGCCGGGAUCCCCCCGUGGCCCCGCUCCCUCCGGCCCCCGGUACGGUCUGGGGGGGUCCCCGGCUCCCCGGCACUGAGCAGCCCCUGGGGCGAGGAGGGGGCUAGCCGGGGUGUGCAGGGGUGGCCUGGGCCCCCCCAUCCUGGGCCAGCUGGGCUCGGGGGGGCCCGGGCAGGACGGGGCUGAGCCGUGCGGCCGCUGCCUGGCAGCCCUGGGGGGUCCGCAGCCCCCCCCAGCCCAGGACCCCCCCACACCCAGCCACUGCCUGCCCACGCCAAGGACCUGUCGGGGCGGGCGUUAAUAAAGGUUGACCUCC
Messenger RNA from Grus americana (Whooping crane), 1202 nucleotides. It is a transcript of the gene NABP2, whose product is annotated as nucleic acid binding protein 2. NCBI's taxonomy places the organism in Eukaryota, Metazoa, Chordata, Aves, Gruiformes, Gruidae. The record is from RefSeq and is a predicted model, not a curated record. Gene Ontology annotation, biological process: response to ionizing radiation; mitotic cell cycle checkpoint signaling; double-strand break repair via homologous recombination. Gene Ontology annotation, molecular function: DNA binding. The coding region runs from base 275 to 886 and encodes 203 amino acids. Gene Ontology annotation, cellular component: SOSS complex. The transcript is spliced from 6 exons.